UCGAUACGUAGCUAAGGAAUCUUUGAACACUCCGGCCUCCGGAUGAGAGUGCAGAGGGUCAAGACAUCGAAACACGUUGAUAUGCAAGAGUUGUGCUUAUUUGACGUUACGCUUCACAGGUAGCGCGCUCCAGCUGGUUUAUCUGUACGCACAAGAAACUAAUCGACGCUAUAAUUUUCUUGUGAGCAAACUCGUGAUUGACGUGUUUUUUCGCAGAUCAACAUAUUUGCCUUCCUGAAGUUGGAAAAUUCAUCGUUGGCGCUGAACCGUCGAUUAAAUUUAAACCAGCUAAGAGUCAAGGAAUAUGAUUACACCUUCGCACUUUGCAACAGCGGGUUACUGAAUGCCUGUUAAGACGUGGACGUUCACAAUUUAUGUUUCCGCUCAAGGAGACUGCGUUUAAAAACCGUAAAGAGGCGUCAAGCUUCGAAACAGACGAUUGCAUCUUCAUUGUUGUUUCUCGAAUUAUUGUGAUUAGAACGUCACUUGGUCCAAUAUAUGCACUGACAAAAAAAAACAACAACUGACCUAUAUCUGUCUCAGAAGCAAACGACCUGCUGAAAACAACAACAAUUCUGUUAUGACGGUACGAAGGUAAAUUUGAUCAGACGCAAACUCGUUGUUUACAUCAGCAAGAUCUCAGGAGAGAAAUAACAAUGGAAAGACCUCGUCAAAGAUCAUUGCAAAAGGAAAUUUUGAUUCAAGUUUCAGAGUUUCCUUCGAGAUCGAAUGCCCCUUUAAUCAGACAGCGGUCACGAUCGUUAGGAGAAGGGGAAAGCUUGAAUCCUAUCAUUAAUAAGAAAGUGAUUCAAAUAAAACUUCCAAAGCAGAGUCCCAGAUCACUGAACAACAGUGCAACUUCAUUGUCAUCACUUGAUGCCUCAGCUGGCUCUCACUCUCCCUCAUCUCCUCGAAGCAACAAGACACUAGCAAUUCAGAGACUGUUUGGAAGGAGCAAAGAGAAUCAUGGUGCACAUAGUGGAAGAGAAGAUUCAGAGAACGAGGAUGGCGGCUUCAAGUUAAAGUUGAAUGUACCUACAACAAGGCACAAACAGUUCUCUAAAGUCCUGGCUGAACUCAAAGAUAGAACGAUGCCCUCCUCGCUGGGCAGGCGCCGCAGCAAAACUCAAGAGUCUUCGACAACAGACUCUCGUAACAGCGCUGAUAGUGAUGGUGGACAAGGUCGGCCUCGGGGGGCUACUUCAGUUGUGAGCUCUUCCAGCGGUGCUGGGUCAGAGAUUCAAACGAGGGCAAGAAGUGGCACAGGAUUGUCCUUUAAUGAAGAUGACUCUGGCGAAGUAGAUUCGCUUGAUGGAACGUUUAGUUCUCAAGAUAAGGAAUAUGAUGAAGUUGAUGGACAGAUAAUCGACUCAGAGAAACGAAGACAGCGCGUGGAGCACUUGAAUUUCAAGAUAAGAAGAACCAAGGAACAGAUUCGACAGCUACAAGAUGAGAGAGAUGAAUAUGUGAAAGAGUACCUGGAAUCGACAGAGGGCGGCUCGCAAAAAUCUAAGGCUGUCUUCGAGAAGAAAAACCAGAAGACAAAUUCGGCAGUGGCUCAACAGCAGAAAAAGCUGGAGAAAUAUCAUAAUGAACUAAUGGGACUGGAAAUGAAUGGUGCAGCCCCAAGUGGACACAUUGCUAAAGAAGUAUUCAAGGGGGUCAGAGACGGAGUGAAGGGGGCGGUUACCAGGCCUCUUGAGAUUAUCAAGCAUCGGAGGUUUGGCAGCGCGGAGAAUGUGAGCACAACAACGUCAAGUCCCGGAUCAAAGAUCGAUGGCCUUGAAGAGGAACCGAACAGCCCUCUUGGUGAAGAGGGUUAUGUGGCAGAUUCCAACCUAAGUGCGGCGAGAUACAACAGCGACGAUGAUUCGUCGAGUGUAGCGUCAGCUACACAUAUUGGGGUCCCAACCCACAGUAACAGCCCACGUCACAGCCUCCCUCCCAGUCCUCCCACGUCUUACGAUCAGGAUAUAGGCGAACUUCGGAAGGUCAAUGCCAAGCUGCACGAACAAAUAGACAACUUAACGCGUCAGUUAAAUUUUAUGGCCGAAUCACUUCACGAAGAGAGAUGCAAUUCCGAGCAAUUGCGAGACUCACUGAGGAACAUAACAACGGAGUGGAAUGACGUGUCAGAACUACGUCAAAACGAGAUGAUAACCGUAAAACAAGAGCUUGAAAGAGCCGAGGAGCGCAUUGAACGAAUUGAAUACCGGUCUGCAGAACGAGCCAACGAGAUCGAGGAAGCGCUGGAGUCUUACGUCACAAGGGUUUUAAAAAUUGAAGCAUUUCAACAGCAGAGCCAACAGAUGAUGGGGCUGGAUGAUUACUUUGAUCAGAGCGCGCAGGCCAAAGCGCUUUUAUCAAAAUUUCUAACAGUGGUGCUCGCCAUUUUACAAAUUUUACUUAUUAUAUGCACGACGUUAGCCAGAAUAGUUAUUCCCUUCACAAGAACAAGGUUUCGUAUUGCAAUAACAAGUGUCGUUAUUUUAACCGUGGCCAUAUUAUGGAGAUAUCAAGAGAGCGACAAUGUGCGGUUCGUUAUGGAUAGCGUCACAGGACAGUUCACAAUGAUUAGAGAAAGACUCGCAUCUCUCGUAUUUCCCCUUGUAAACUUCGUGAGAAAGAUAUAUCAGAGAGACUAGUUAUGACAAAGAUUUGUUUGAC
Pocillopora damicornis (cauliflower coral) is the source of this 2667-nucleotide messenger RNA. Its product is annotated as transmembrane and coiled-coil domain protein 3. Gene Ontology annotation, cellular component: endomembrane system. Lineage: Eukaryota; Metazoa; Cnidaria; Anthozoa; Scleractinia; Pocilloporidae. The record is from RefSeq and is a predicted model, not a curated record.